AUGCCUAAAAAUAUUAAUAAUGAUACCCCCGCCAGUCCAAUAUCGCACUGGCCCCACACUGAUAGAAUUACGGGCACAUUACAAGAUGAUACUGUCAUAGAUUUAGUGCUCGAAGACGAAGAGAAUAUAAAAUUGCGAAGAAGAAACCUAUCAACGCUUUCAUCAAAUGAUAGCUUAAUACCAUCCCCAGCGCGUAUGGUUGAAAAUGGAACCGCUCACCACCAGCUAUUGGACUUAAUGGCAUUCAAGGAAGAAACUAUGACGAGAUUACUGGCCCAAGAAUUGAACAUGCAGGAAAUGUCAUCAAAUUUUCAAAAUCUAAAAACGUCACUUAACGACCUAAGUUCAAAAUACGAGCACCUUAAAGAAGAUUUCGAUAAACUGCUGGCCUCUGUGGGAAAUACAGCCGAAAUACACAAUAUAACCAAGCGCAUCGAAAAUCUGGAAACCAAUAAAAAUGAGAUAGACUCCGAGAUAGAUCUUUUGAAGCAAAAAUUAAAUGCCACUGAAAACAAACUCUUACUAUCUUCUAUUACUGCAUCGCCCUGUGCGCGUAAGCAGAGGCCUCUUACCUACUCAGAACCGUCUCAAACUAAAGACUCCAUUUCUGACACAUGUGAUAGUAAAUCAACAGAAUCGGAAACGAAAAGUCAAAAGGAGUCAGUAAAACAAAAGAAAAUCAAGCAUUCAUUAGCCACCAAAAAUAAUGCGCCAUUAGUGACAUCUACGGCUAGCUCGGAAACUAAUCUAACUAAAACCAAGACCAAUGAAACAUGCGGCUAUAAUAUUACCGCGGAAACCAAUGAGAAUAAGAUAAAAUUAUGUAUUUUGAGCAACCAUAAAAAAUUGGGAACACUGCAAGCCAUAGAGAAAUCAUUCGAACAGAGCGUCGAAUACUUCCAUCACGCCGCGCCAGAUGGAGGACUAGAAGAACUUUUUGAUGAGAGCGUGUUCGACUCCGAGGUGUUCCCAUCGACAUACAGUGUACUGCGCUGCGACCGAGCCGGGGGGCGGGGCGGCGGCGUGCUGCUCGCAGCGCGAGCGCCCUAUUCCGCCUCGCGGCUCGAUUCAGAAUGCAAUCUACAGCAAAAAAAUACAGUGUUCAAUGAUCUCGGUAGAAUGCUAGAUUUAGUAUUGGUUAAUGAGGCUGUGGCUGGAGCAUUGGUGUCCACUUGUGAGGGUAUCGUUUCCAAGGAAGUCCACCAUGUUCCAUUAGAAAUAACUUGGGUGCUAACAAUCAGUACUGCCAACACAAGAAUCAAAACGCUCUCAGCAAAGCAGUUCCCUCGCGACUUCGUUUUUGGCGUUGCUACUGCAGCUUACCAGAUAGAAGGGGCAUGGGAUGUUGACGGUAAGGGUACCUCGAUAUGGGACUACCUGGUGCGCACGGACCCUGACCACAUCACAGAUAAGAGCAACGGAGACAUCGCCGCUAACUCUUAUUAUAACUACAAAAGGGAUAUCGAAAUGUUGAAGGAGUUAGGCGUUACACAUUACAGGUUCUCCAUAUCCUGGACAAGAAUUCUUCCAUUUGGCCGAGCCAACUACGUCAACCAACGGGGCAUCGAUUAUUACAAUAAAUUCAUCGAUGAACUGCUUGCAAACGAUAUCGUACCUUUUGCGACCAUCUACCAUUGGGACUUGCCGCAAAUUCUUCAGGAACACGGUGGUUGGCUGAAUGAGAAGAUGGUUGACUGGUUUGGUGACUAUGCACGAAUCGUGUUUCAAAACUUUGGUGAUCGCGUUAAGCUCUGGAUGACAAUAAAUGAGCCGUUUGUCCAUUGCUACUUUAGCUACGGUUACGGCGUCCAUGCUCCUAAAAUCAGAUCCCCAGGCGUUGGUUUCUAUGAGUGUGGAAGGCAAAUUUUGCUGGCGAAUGCCAGGGCAUACCAUAUAUACAACGAUGAGUUUAGAAGUACGCAAGGUGGUAAAGUUGGUAUCGGUUUGAAUUGCGAACAUGUAUUCCCUGCUUCGGAUUCGAAAGAUGAUAUUGAAGGCACCAAAGACUACUUAGCUAUCCACUUCGGCCAAUACAUGCACCCGAUCUUCUCAAAAUCUGGUAACUACCCGCAGCGAUUGAUACACCGAGUGCAGACUGCUAGCACUGCUCAAGGACUCAACUCCUCAAGACUGCGCGGCUUCAAUCAAGACCAGAUUGCCUACAUUAAAGGCAGCGCAGAUUUCCUGGGACUCAACCAUUAUUACACUAAAUAUGUGUAUAGGAACAGUUCUGUGAUUGGAAUGUUCGAGGUACCUUCGAUGGACGAUGAUGCGUUUGCGGAUUCGUAUUUGGAUCAGUCUUGGCCGAGAUCGCACGCUCCAUGGAUCAGGGAGUAUGGACCUGGUCUGCAUUACCUCCUGGCCUACAUAAAGGAGACAUACGACAACCCCCCGGUGUAUAUAACGGAGAACGGAGUAUCAACUACUGCAGGCCUGAACGACCACACCCGAGUGUCCUAUUAUAGAAGUUAUCUUAGCGCGGUGCUUGAUGCGCUGGCUGAAGGCUGUAACGUCCAAGGAUACUUUCCCUGGAGCUUAAUGGACAAUUUUGAGUGGGCUGCCGGUUAUAGCCAACGCUUCGGCCUAUACGAGGUGGACUGGGAAGACCCGGACCGAACCAGAACGCCCAGGAAGUCAGCCUUCGUCUACAGAGAAAUUAUCCGUAGUCGGCUGCUUGACUACGACUACGAUCCGGAUCCAUACGCCGGCGGCGCGCGCGCCGUCACCAGCUCUCUCCUUGUUUUACUUAUUGUUGUUUUAACAGUAUUAUUUAGCUAA
Cydia fagiglandana is the source of this 2778-nucleotide messenger RNA. Its product is annotated as lactase/phlorizin hydrolase-like. The transcript has 10 exons. The record is from RefSeq and is a predicted model, not a curated record. NCBI's taxonomy places the organism in Eukaryota, Metazoa, Arthropoda, Insecta, Lepidoptera, Tortricidae. Bases 1 to 2778 code for a protein of 925 amino acids. Gene Ontology annotation, biological process: carbohydrate metabolic process. Gene Ontology annotation, molecular function: beta-glucosidase activity.